AGCUACGAUUAGACCCCUAGCCUGGGAACCUCCAGAUGCCGCAGGUGCUGCCCUAAAAAGACAAACAAUCAAAAAAAAGAAAAGAAAGGGAUCUGGGUGAUAGCGUAGCUCAGGAUCUAUGUUGCCCCCUAGGGGACAUUUGGCCAAGUCUGUUGUCACACUGGGUUUGGGGGGGUGGGGUGGGGGUGGGUGAGAAACGGUGCUACUGACAUGUGAAAACUGGAGGCCAGGGUUGCUGCUCAACAUCCUACAACGUCCAGGGCAGGCCCCCCCCCGCCCCCACAACAAUGAUCCAGCCCCCAAAUGUCAGUAGUUCCAAAGCUGAGAACCCUGGUGUAGACAGAAAGUGAAGUUGCCACUUCAAACCCGGCCCAGGUUCCCCAGUCUCCAUUCUCCUCACUGCAACCCACCCUCAAAAUGAAGUUAUGAAAGAUGAAGCACCAGGACAACGAUUUCCAGGAUGUGAGCCACACUUUAUGAUAUUGUUUCUUUUUUUUUGCCAACCUGCAGCAUAUGGAUCAGGGAUCAGAUCUGAGCCACAGCUGUGACCUACGUGCCAGCUGUGGCAGUGCGGGAUCCUUUAAACCACCGUCCCCAGCGCGGUUGGAAUCUGGUGCUGCAAAGCCACCGCUGAUCCCGUUGCGCCAUAGCCGAACUCCGAUGUGAGCCACACUUUAAAAAGUGGAAAUGAACAGCCCAAAUUAUUUAUUUGUCUCUUUAGGGCUGCUCCUGUGGCAUGUGGAAAUUCCCAGGUGAGGGGUCCAAUCUGCUAGGGGCCGGCUCCACCACAGCCAUGGCAAUGCCAGAUCCUUCACCCACUGAGCGAGGCCAGGUAUUGAACCCGCAUCCUCACGGAUACUAGUUGGGUUCGUUACUGCUGAGCUGCAAUGGAACUGCCCGAAAUUUAUUUGAACAACAUACUUAACACAAAAUGUACUCCAAGUAUCUUUCCUAAAUGUAACCGAUCAGUCACACGAACUACCUCCUUCCUGAGGUGGUUUGCGUGCUUCCGACUCAGUCUUCAGAAUCCCUUGGGUGACUUGCACACCUUCAUUCAGACCAGACCCAUGUCACAUGCUCAAAAGCCACAAGUGGCUGGUGACUACCCUUUUGGACAGCACAAUUCUAGAAGAUCUUUAGUUUUAGCCUAAUAGCAAAAUUGUUGAGUCACUUGGGUGGGUGGGUGGGUGUGGGGGAGGUGUUCUUGAUGGUUUUCUGGAAAAUUCUCUGUCAGUUCCAAUUUGUUGUUGGCACAGCUAGAGACUUUUUUUCCAAAUGUGCCUGGGAAUUGGUGUGUGCUUUUUCUGGCUUUUAAAAUAUCGCCUUGUAAAACAUUAAAAAAAAUAUUUUGUAUUCCAAACCAAGAUACAACUGAGCUCUUUCUGGCCCAUGGGUCUCCGGUUUGCAACCGGUUGGUUGAGGGUGGACUUAGGAGCUGGAGGCGGGCAGCCACUAGCUACCUGUGGCUAUUUAGAGUUAAACUGAAAGAAAUGAAAUAGUAUUUAAAACUCAGGUCCUCAGCCAGUAGCCCUAUUUCAAACGCGCAGUAGUCCACGUGGGUUGGAGACUAUGCAACCCACUGGUUGGACAGCUAGCAGAGCAUAGAUGCGCCUCAUCGCAGUAAGUUCUUUUCCACAGCUCUCUCAGACCCCAGCUCAGGCGACCCCAGGGUCGCUGGUCUGGGCGCGACAGUAACCCAGUUCUCUCCCCUCUGUGCCCCAUCUACCCCCACCCCGCCAGCUUCUCUCGCUGCGCCCCCCUGGGGUCCCCUCAGCGCCAGGACCUGCCGUGGACACGCGGGACCUGCGCUUCUAGUUCACCGCGUAGUUGGAGGAGCUGCACUCAACGCUUCAGCCCUCCGCGUGGGCCGCCUUUCUGCCGCUCCCACUCUUUGGCGCGGCCCGGCACCGACCCCUGCACCGGGUUCCAGACCCGGCCUGGCUGCCCUGCGCCUUUCUGGUCCACGCGCGCCUGCGCCGGGCCGCGGUUUUCCCUCUGCGCGCGGGCGCGUCGGGUGCUCCGUGCCUCGUGCCGGCAUCACCCAGACACUAUCGCUGCUGCUUCAUGCGCCUGGGUUUUCCCACCUGCCCGAUGAGAAGAGCCACCCUUGUCCCCCUGUGUAGCUGGCGAGGUUUGGUCCUCUCUGGGCCUCGGUUUCCCUAUCUCGGGGAGGGAGGGUCAUGGCAGUGUCACAUCAGCGCCCACGGCUGCUCCCUGGACCUUGGUUCCCCAUUUGUCCGACCGACAGAAACGUCCCUCCUCCCGCCCUCGGCCUGGAGGGGCGCGGGGUGCGGGCGGGACGUCCACGGGGAAGAAGAACGGACUGGGCGCGCCCCUUCCUUGUGGGACUUCGAGCAAAGCCUCGCCCUGCCUGUCUACGAAUCGCUCUUUGUACCAGAGAUCGAACUGUUCCUGUAUGGGAUGGGAGGGGAGCGGGGGACGGGCUGUCUCUAUGGUUCCCGCGUCUCCGCCCCGCGGAGAUGCUCCAAAAACGCAGGCGGUUAGAGAGGCGGGCUCAGGGGCGGCGGAACCUUCGUCGCGGCUCACGUGCGUUUCCGGCCGGCGCCCUUUCCCAGGGACGCCGCCGCCCCUCGCGCCCCUGCGCCCGCGCCCCCCGCGCCCCGCGUCCCCGGCGCCGCCGGCCCGGACCCCGGAAGCCUCGGUCCCGCCGCCGCCGGCGCUCUCGAGGGGAAUCGGAACGCUCGGGACCUGGGCCCGUUCCUCCGGACCCGAGAGGCCGCUGCACCGGCUGCCGCUCCAGAUGCUGCUGCUGCCGCCGCGGCCACCCCACCCUCGGUCCUCCUCCCCGGAGGCCAUGGACCCACCGCCCCCCAAGGCUCCCCCUUUCCCCAAGACGGAAGGCCCUUCCUCCAGUCCUUCCUCGGCUGCGGGGCCCCGACCCCCGCGGCUGGGCCGCCAUCUGCUCAUCGACGCCAACGGGGUCCCCUACACGUACACGGUGCAGUUGGAGGAGGAGCCCCGGGGCCCGCCCCAGCGCGAGGCACCGCCGGGAGAGCCCGGCCCUCGCAAGGGCUACAGCUGCCCGGAGUGUGCCCGUGUCUUUGCCAGCCCUCUGCGGCUGCAGAGCCACCGCGUGUCGCACUCGGACCUCAAGCCCUUCACGUGCGGCGCCUGCGGCAAGGCCUUCAAGCGCUCCAGCCACCUGUCGCGGCACCGUGCCACGCACCGUGCCCGCGCUGGCCCGCCGCACACCUGCCCAUUGUGCCCACGCCGCUUCCAGGAUGCAGCGGAGCUGGCGCAGCACGUGCGCCUCCACUAAGUUCCAGACCCGGCCUGUGCUGCCCUGCCCCUAGCUGGGCCACCACGUCUGACCCACACAGCGUCACUCCCACACGUACUCCCUGACUCUGAUGAGGUUACUGCCUUACCCUGAGCCUCAGUUUCCCCAACUGUCUAAAGGGAGAAACAUUCCUUCCUUCCCUCCCUUUCUAGCUGUGUGAUGUAGAACAAGUCGUUGCCCCUCCCUGGGCCUGGGAGCCAGUCGGAACCCAGUUUCUGCCCAGCUGUGCUGUGUGAGCCUUUGCAAGUGGCGUAACCUCUCUGAGCCCUGGUUUUCUGCUCCGAAGUGGUGAACGGUUGUUGUCUGCGUGGAAGAUUUGACAAAAGAACACGGGCACGGUCUGGAUUAUUUCUGUAUCUCCUUCCUUACACCCUUUCCCCCUCCCCCUUUACUCAAUAAACAUUCCGCACUCCA
Messenger RNA from Sus scrofa (pig), 3715 nucleotides. It is a transcript of the gene ZNF580, whose product is annotated as zinc finger protein 580. The record is from RefSeq and is a predicted model, not a curated record. NCBI's taxonomy places the organism in Eukaryota, Metazoa, Chordata, Mammalia, Artiodactyla, Suidae. Gene Ontology annotation, molecular function: DNA-binding transcription factor activity, RNA polymerase II-specific; RNA polymerase II cis-regulatory region sequence-specific DNA binding. Gene Ontology annotation, biological process: regulation of transcription by RNA polymerase II.